AUGUAUUUCUUUAGAGGGGAAAUUUGUUCUUGGGCUUCAUCUCAAAGACGUAAUGAAGGUUGUUUGAUAAUUCUUCAUGCCCAAGUUGGCCAAAAAUGUGAUUUCCGAGGGACAUUAAAAAACAGUGUUACCAAAUUAGAAGCAUUAUUAGGUCUCCGAAGUGGUGGUCUCCCUGAAGCUCACCGAAAAAAAAAUUUUUUAGAUGCUCCCGACUUGUCAAUCACGAUGAGGGAUACUCUCUAUGCAUUUUUUAAUUAUAAUUCAAAUGCUCCUGACGAAGAAUUACAUAAGAUGUUUGUUUUUGGUGUCCAAUCUUGGGGUUGGGAAUAUCAAAUUGUUGCAAUGGAUUGCAAAGGAACAAAUAUCUGUCGAUAUGGAAAGCUAUCUACAAAAACACUUGGAAUCCUUGAAAAGUUCUUUGUUGAAAUGGAAAACAUAAAU
Molecule: messenger RNA, 441 nt
Organism: Entrophospora candida
Lineage: Eukaryota; Fungi; Glomeromycota; Glomeromycetes; Entrophosporales; Entrophosporaceae
Source: the annotation of a GenBank genome assembly